This is a messenger RNA of Penicillium paradoxum, 1074 nucleotides long. RefSeq names its product tyrosinase family protein. The transcript has 4 exons. The record is from RefSeq and is a predicted model, not a curated record. The coding region runs from base 1 to 1074 and encodes 357 amino acids. Lineage: Eukaryota; Fungi; Ascomycota; Eurotiomycetes; Eurotiales; Aspergillaceae. Gene Ontology annotation, molecular function: oxidoreductase activity.
AUGAGGCUCAUCAUUCUUUUCGUGCUCCCACUGUUUAUGGGCGUUGCUCUUGGAGUUCCCAUGGCCCUCAAAAGAUGUACGAAGACCAACACAGCAGUCCGCAAGGAGUGGGGAUCAUUGAAAAAGUCUCAGCGGCGAGAUUACAUCGCUGCAGUCCAAUGUAUGCUAGACAAGGACCCUGUACUUCCCACUGCGUCGUACCCCGGUGUGGUCAACCGGAUGGGAGAUUUCGUGGCGUAUGGUCUUCCCCUUCACCCCUGUGAAUAUGGCAUACAGUCGGCUUACAAUAGACACCGCGGUAGAACUCACAUCAACAUGACUCUUUCUAUGCAUGUCAGCGGCAUCUUCCUUGCAUGGCAUCGUCAUUACAUCUGGCUCUGGGAAGAAGCCCUCCGCAACGAGUGCGGAUACAAGGGCUACCUCCCGUAUUGGGAUUGGCCGCUCUGGGCAGGUAAUCUCUCCGAUAGCCCCAUCUUUGACGGCAGCGACACUUCACUUUCUGGAGAUGGGGCCUAUGACCCAAACAUAACAGCAGUAUAUAUCGGCAAAGAAGAGCUCCCACCCGGGACUGGUGGUGGAUGCGUCUUAUCCGGCCCCUUCAAGGACAUGCAGCUGACCCUCGGCCCGCUUGACUUUAGCAUGGCUUUUGCACCGUCUCUUCCAGAAAAUGCAUUUGCAUCCAAUCCUCGGUGCUUCACUCGCAGCUUGAAUGAUUGGAUUGCAACCAGAUAUACCAAUCAAACAGCAGUCGAUCAACUACUGGCCACGACCAAUAUCAUUGAUUUCCAGCAGGUCAUGACUAUGAAUCCACCUUCAGACUUUUUCGCAUCGCCAGCUGAUCCUGCCUUCAUGCUGUUCCAUGGCCAGGUGGAUCGACUGUGGGCGAUCUGGCAGGCGGAGGAUGAGGCGACUCGUCGGUAUGCGGUCAAUGGGAGUUCAACCAUCUGGUAUGGGCAACAGACGCCUGACGUGACGAUGGAUACAUAUGUUGAGUUCGGGGUCUUGGGAGCCGCGCGGCAAAUGGUAAAAAUGAUGGACCCCACGCGGAAUGGAUACUGCUAUCGGUAUGAGUAA